AUGAUCCGCCCGCGCAAUCAAGGAAUUUUUUGGGAUGUGUUCGGAAAUCAUCCACCUGCCCAUGAUACACCUGCCUCGUCUUGCAGUUGUAGCUGCGGCGAGCGCAACGACGCGUCGCGUAUCGUGGGCGGCCAGGCGGCCGGCGUGAACGAGUUCCCCUGGAUGGCCCGGCUGAGCUACUUCAACCGCUUCUAUUGCGGCGGCAUGCUCAUCAACGACCGAUACGUCCUCACUGCCGCACAUUGCGUCAAAGGGUUUAUGUGGUUCAUGAUAAAAGUGACAUUUGGAGAACACGAUAGAUGCAACGAUACAAAGAGACCAGAAACGAGAUUCGUGCUGAGAGCCAUAGCCCAAGAAUUCAGCUUUCUUAAUUUCGACAAUGAUAUUGCUCUGCUCCGACUAAACGACAGAGUUCCUAUCACAGACUUCAUCAGGCCGAUUUGUCUUCCAACAAGUGCAGAUAAUUUGUACGUUGGAACGAGGGCUACGGCGACGGGCUGGGGUACCUUGAAAGAAGAUGGAAAACCGUCGUGCAUUUUGCAAGAAGUCGAGGUACCUGUGAUAAGUAACGAUGAAUGCAGAUUAACCAAUUAUUCGGCAAAAAUGAUAACGGACAACAUGUUGUGCGCAGGAUAUCCAGGAGUUGGCCUGAAAGAUUCAUGUCAGGGUGAUAGUGGUGGGCCCCUAUCUGCUCAACGAGAAGAUAAGAAAUACGAAUUGAUUGGAGUGGUAUCAUGGGGCAAUGGUUGUGCUCGUCCUGGUUAUCCUGGUGUGUACACCAGAGUCACACGAUACUUGCAAUGGAUACGAGAAAACUCCAAAGAUGGUUGUUUCUGCGAGGAUUGA
Molecule: messenger RNA, 846 nt
Organism: Ctenocephalides felis (cat flea)
Lineage: Eukaryota; Metazoa; Arthropoda; Insecta; Siphonaptera; Pulicidae
Product: trypsin-1-like
Exons: 6
Coding region: 1-846 (281 amino acids)
Biological process (GO): proteolysis
Molecular function (GO): serine-type endopeptidase activity
Source: RefSeq, a predicted model, not a curated record